CUACUCUCCCCUACUUUGCAAGGUAUACAAAUACAAUUUAUCAGAAGGGGCAUUCAAUCACUCCAGAAUGCCAUUAAACUCUCCCAACCAUGCAAUUGUCUACGGCGCAUCAGGCUUAAUCGGCUGGGCGCUGAUAAACCAGCUCUUGAGUCCAUAUCCUGCCGCUGGGACAUUUCAAAAGGUCACAGCUGUGACAAACAGACCCCUCGAUCCUUCGCAGACAUACUGGCCAGAGGCAGGUUCUAAUCGGCCCCAGCUGCAAUUGGCUUCGGGCGUUGAUCUUCGCAGCUGGGAUCCGGAUAGACUGGUGGAGUGGUUGAGGGAGGUUGUUGAGGAUAGUGAGGGCGUGACUCAUGUCUAUUACUUGGCCUUCGCCGCCAUGGACGACGACUUGGAAGAAGUAGCGACAAAUCGACGUAUGCUGCAAAAUGUCAUUGAUGCGCAUAACUUGAUCAGUCCGGAUUUACAGUUCGUUGCAUUUGUGGGUGGAACUAGGGGAUACGGCAUCUAUUCCGCCGGCGGAACGUUCACUCCACCUCUACGCGAAGAAUUGGUGAACAGCCUCCCAUCAGACUAUGCCAAGACAGUGGUCUAUCCAAUAUACCGCGAGAUACUCGAUUCAUCCAGCAAGGAACGGAAAUGGACCUGGUGCGAAGUGUGUCCGGACGCAAUUGUUGGGUUCACACCAAAUGGAUCACAAUUCAGCUUGGCGUUGCACUGGGCACAAUAUCUAUCCAUAUAUGCCUACAACAAUGGCAUUGGACCACAUACCCAAGAAAAAGAGGAGACCACCAAGGCAUCUGUGGAGGUCCCCUUCCCCGGGUCCACGGCUGGUGCUACGUCACUAUUCAGCCCCGUAUCCAGCAACCGACUUGCGCGAUUCAUGAUCUUCGCGUCGUUACAUCCAGAGAUGUGCGGGGGUGGUCGGUUAUUCAAUGUCGCUGACCGUGCGACACCGUGUACAUACGGGUCGCUCUGGCCUCGGUUGGCAGAAUGGUUUGGUCUUGUGGGCGUGCCACCUAUUGAAUCUGCUCCUGAGACGGAACAUAAUACUUUGAAGGUUGGGGAAGUCCCUGAGCGGGCUUCGGUACUCGCACCUGGGGAGUAUAUAACUAAAUAUCGGGACAUCUUUACCCAAAAUGGGUGUCCGAAAGCUGUUACUGGCGGGGUCGGAGUGGGGUAUCGUCAGUUGGAUAGUGUCGGGUAUUGGUUGACUUUCGAUCGGCAGUUGAGUGUGGAAAGGCUUCAGGAGACCGGUUUUGAGGGGGAUCAGGAUCCGGUAGAGGGCUGGUUGGAGAGUUUUGCGAUGUUUCGAAAAGCGGGGUUGAUUUGGUGAUUAUGUGCCGAGGAUUCAUAGAUGGGAGACCCUACUGCUACACCGGCCAGCCAUAGAACCCCGUACGCAACGCCUCAGGCUGGAAUUAUGCCCAAGUAGUUGGAAGGAGGGACUCUGUAUAUACGAAAAGUAAGCCUUACGUAAUAUCGACUGGAUCUUGCCUUCUGAAGCAGGCGCGUAGAAGGCAGAUACAUGGACCUCGACGAGGACCCGGAAGGAUUGUUAAAAGAUCGACUGAUACCAGCAGUACCAAUAGCUUAACGCAUCCUAGAUAUUCUAUUAUAAUCACAGUAUCUCUUACUGGAUUUACCAUUUGAGUCAAAAUAAU
Aspergillus neoniger CBS 115656 is the source of this 1664-nucleotide messenger RNA. Its product is annotated as SDR family oxidoreductase. The coding region runs from base 68 to 1336 and encodes 422 amino acids. The transcript has 4 exons. The record is from RefSeq and is a predicted model, not a curated record. NCBI's taxonomy places the organism in Eukaryota, Fungi, Ascomycota, Eurotiomycetes, Eurotiales, Aspergillaceae.